CACACCUGACAGUGACAGCGUUAUUAUUGGGGGCACCUUGUCAUUUGUUACUAUUACUGCACAUGUUAGCAAUUUCCCUUGUUUUCCGUUUCUGGUACUUGAGCUGGCUACCGGCCUGCCGCCCACACCCAAAAUAAUACUAUGAUUUCUCAAGUGUUGGAACCCAUCGCCAUCCCACCACCACUGAACCAAAACCUUCCCAAACCUCACUCUCACAUGCCCAACACCCUUUCCUUGUUUGAUAAACCAGUAAGUUCAAGCACCUAUGCUUCAAUUCUCGAAUCUUGCAAUAACCUCAGACUUGGGAAACAGGUCCAUGCUCAUACUUUUAAAACUGGGUUUUCCGGGCAGGAGUUUGUGGACACCAAGUUGCUCCAAAUGUAUGGAAGGUUUGGUUGUUUGGGUGAUGCGGAUUUGUUGUUCGAUAAAAUGACGAAGAGAAACUUGUAUUCUUGGACAGCUAUGAUUAGCUUGCAUGUUGACAACGGGCUUUUUGAAGAAGCUUUUUGUCUGUUCGAUAAACUACAGUUCGACGAUGUUUUAUUGGACUUUUUCGUGUUUCCCGUUGUGUUACAAAUUUGUAGUGGCCUUGGUAACGUGGAAUUAGGAAGACAAUUGCAUGGGAUUUUGAUUAAAUAUCGGUUUGUUUCUAAUAUUUAUGUAGGUAAUGCUUUGAUUGAUAUGUAUGGUAAAUGUGGAAGCUUGGACGAUGCUAAGAAGGUGUUGGAGACAAUGCCUGAAAAAGAUCGUGUGUCAUGGAAUGCUAUUGUUACCGCUUGUGCUAUCAAUGGAAAGGUGUUCGAAGCAUUGGGUUUUUUCGAAACAAUGUCUUUGUGCGAAAAUUCAAGACCAAAUCUUGUUUCUUGGAGUGCAAUCAUUGGGGGUUUCUCGCAAAAUGGAUAUGAUGAAGAAGCCAUUGAGAUGUUGUUUAGAAUGGUCAGAGAAGGCAUUGAACCAAACGCACAAACUCUAGCAAGUGUUCUUCCAGCUUUUGCUAGAUUACAGAAGCUGAACCUUGGCAAAGAAUUUCAUGGAUAUAUCACGAGGCAUAGGUUAAUGUCUAACCCCAUUGUUGUCAAUGGGUUAAUUGAUGUGUAUAGGAAGUGUGGUGAUAUGAUGAGUGCUUUCCAAUUGUUUUCAAAGUUCUCACUGAAAAAUGUGGUCUCUUGUAAUACAAUGAUUGUUGGGUAUUGUGAAAAUGGUAAUGUCUCCAAGGCCAAGGAGCUAUUCGAUCAGAUGAGGACAAUGGCUAUCAAGAAAGAUAUAAUUUCGUGGAACUCGAUGAUAUCUGGAUAUGUAAAUAAUUCCCUGUUUGAAGAAGCUUUGAACUUAUUUAAACAUGUUCUUACAGAAGAUGGGAUCGAACCCAAUUCUUUCACUCUAGGGAGUGUUCUUACUGCUUGUACGGAUACGUCUUCUUUGAGAAUCGGGAAAGAGAUACACUCUCAAGCCAUUAUUAGAGGCCUGCAAUAUAAUACCUUUGUUGGGGGAGCUUUGGUAGAAAUGUACUGUAAAUGUCAAGACAUAAUGGCUGCACAAAUUGCUUUCAAUGAAGUGAGCGAGCGUGAUACAUCAACGUGGAAUGCUCUGAUAUCUGGCUAUUCCCGCUGCAAUCAGAUUGAAGACCUUCAGCAUCUGCUUACAAAAAUGAAAGAAGAUGGUUUCGAGCCCAAUGUUUAUUCGUGGAACGGUAUCAUUGCAGGUCAUGUGGAAAAUGACCACCAUGAUAAAGCCAUGCAAUUGUUCUCUGAAAUGCAGAUUUCAAAUAUAAGGCCUGACAUUUACACUAUUGGAAUAGUUUUACCUGCUUGUUCAAGGUCAGCCACCAUCGAGCGGGGAAAGCAGGUUCAUGCACAUUCAGUUCGAUGUGGUUAUGACGCUGACGUCUACAUAGGGGCAGCACUUGUGGAUAUGUAUGCCAAAUGUGGGAGUAUACAUCAUGCAGUACUAGCAUAUAAUAGAAUCUUAGACCCAAAUUUGGUGUCCCACAAUGCUAUGCUAACAGCAUAUGCCAUGCAUGGACACGGGGAGGAUGGAAUUGCUCUGUUUAGAAGAAUGAUAACAAAUGGCUGUAGGCCGGAUCAUGUCACUUUCCUUUCAGCUCUUUCUUCAUGUGUUCACGUUGGGUCAGUCGAGAUGGGCCGGGAAUUAUUCAAUCUGAUGCAGCACUAUGAUGUCAAACCCACUAUAAAACACUAUACAUGCAUGAUUGAUCUGCUUAGUCGAGCUGGUCAGCUUAAUGAAGCUUAUGAACUAAUCAAGAGCGUUCCGGUGGAAGUUGAUUCAGUGAUGUGGGGUGCCUUGCUUAGCGGCUGUGUUAUUCAUGACAACAUCAAGUUGGGAGAAGUCGCAGCCGAGAGACUUGUAGCGUUGGAAACGAAUAAUACCGCGAACUAUGUACUUUUGGCAAACUUAUAUGCUUAUGCUGGAAAAUGGUCUGAUCUAGCAAGAACAAGACAAAAAAUUAAAGACAUUGGGAUGUAUAAGAUCCCAGGAUGUAGUUGGAUAGAAGACAGGGAUGAUGUUCACGUAUUUCUUGCAUACGAUAAGUCUCAUAAGAGAACAGAGGAAAUCUAUGCUACAUUGGAUAAACUAACCCUCCACAUGAAAACAAUGGCAUUGUAAAUUAAUGUAACUUUUUUGCACUGGCUUAAAUGCUCAUUUAGCCCCUGGAUUUGUCA
Messenger RNA from Gossypium raimondii (Peruvian cotton), 2681 nucleotides. Its product is annotated as pentatricopeptide repeat-containing protein At2g13600. Gene Ontology annotation, molecular function: protein binding; RNA binding. Gene Ontology annotation, biological process: RNA modification. NCBI's taxonomy places the organism in Eukaryota, Viridiplantae, Streptophyta, Magnoliopsida, Malvales, Malvaceae. The record is from RefSeq and is a predicted model, not a curated record. The transcript has a single exon. The coding region runs from base 142 to 2625 and encodes 827 amino acids.